AUGGUCAUAGUCGUAUUGACAGGGGCACCAACUCCGCUAAUGUCGAUUAUUCUCAAGAACAGUUCUUCUUUAGGUCAUGUACGACGUUCAGUGUGUCGCUUCUCGGCUUCUUCUCGUCUCGAUCAGUCCGAUGACGUCAUAGUUAAUGUUCCUGGCUUGCAUCAUAAGAUCUUCAAUGGCCGCCUUCGAGCAAGAAUAUAUUCGCUGUGUGUAAAGUUGCUCGUUCUAGUUUUUUCCAAUCAGAGAAAUCUUUCUUAUCGCUGUGUUGUGCGUAUAGUUUUAAAACUCAUGGGCAGGUAG
Messenger RNA from Necator americanus (New World hookworm), 300 nucleotides. RefSeq lists its product as uncharacterized. The coding region runs from base 1 to 300 and encodes 99 amino acids. The transcript has a single exon. The record is from RefSeq and is a predicted model, not a curated record. Lineage: Eukaryota; Metazoa; Nematoda; Chromadorea; Rhabditida; Ancylostomatidae.